AUGAUUCUGUGCCAUCGGCGGAUCAGAGCAGUUUUAAAUGUAUUGAUACUGCUAGUAAAUAUCAUCACUAAAAAUGACCAUUGGCAAAAGGAUCAUAAACUACUCAAACGAUUUCUGUACAAACUGAUUCUGGUCGAUGUGUGUGCGAUAACGGUAAUCUUCUGCAGCUACUUUCCCUUCGAGCACACCGGGUAUCCCCACUUGGCAUUUCUUAACUUCACUUCCAUGUGGUCGUUGGCAGUCUUUUGUAACGGAUUUCUAGCCGUAUGCUAUACCGUGGCUCACCUGUAUCGUUUGAUAAAUCUCCGGGUGGAUGAAUGUAUGGAGAAGCUGAGUGAUUUCGAAAAGCAGCAAUCAUAUUGGGCUGCACAUCCGGGCAAAAAGAAGCUAAUCUGCUACCAGGUGGCUGCCGACCUUGACAAGUUAGCGUACCUUCAUCAGGAUGUGACAACGGUUAUGAAGACGAUUGUUAAAACGCUGGACUACUCACUGCUGUUGGCAAUUCUAUGGUGUUUCCUCAUCACAAUGGCCGGAAUUUUCUACACGUACACCUCGCUGGUUCAAGACAUUCGAGAUAAUGUGACGCCACCGUUUACAAAGUACUGCCACUCGUUUGGUUUGUCGAUAUUUCAAGCGCUUCAGUUCUACUACAUCGUAUCGGGAUCGACGCUGCUUACUAGGCGGGCCGAAAAGACCGGCGUCGUGGUGAACCGAUUCUUCAGGACCGACAUUGACGAGCGAACCGAACGAACUAUUGAUAUGUUUUCAAUGGGUCUGCUCCAUCGAUCGUACAGCGUAGAGAACUUUGGCAUGUUUAAAGUGGAUUUUACCUUGAUGUACUCGAUGGUUGGCACAAUCACCUCCUAUCUCAUAAUAAUGAUACAAUUUCAACUAUCCGAGCUGUAA
This is a messenger RNA of Sabethes cyaneus, 906 nucleotides long. RefSeq names its product putative gustatory receptor 28b. The record is from RefSeq and is a predicted model, not a curated record. The transcript has 4 exons. Gene Ontology annotation, biological process: sensory perception of taste. NCBI's taxonomy places the organism in Eukaryota, Metazoa, Arthropoda, Insecta, Diptera, Culicidae. Gene Ontology annotation, cellular component: membrane; dendrite; neuronal cell body. The coding region runs from base 1 to 906 and encodes 301 amino acids.